Anopheles stephensi (Asian malaria mosquito) is the source of this 891-nucleotide messenger RNA. Its product is annotated as homeobox protein OTX1-like. Bases 1 to 891 code for a protein of 296 amino acids. The record is from RefSeq and is a predicted model, not a curated record. The transcript has a single exon. Lineage: Eukaryota; Metazoa; Arthropoda; Insecta; Diptera; Culicidae.
AUGGCCGCACGUUGUGGCUUUCGUGUUUCGCAAGGACGUACCAAACGUUUGGUGGUGAUCUUUUGCGUACUCGCCUUACACCUGAUGCUGUUCGGUAUUGCGACGGUGGACGGAAAGCGUGCCUUUGCAAUUCGUAUGCGAAGCAAAAGCAACCACAAUACGGGCAGUGCGUUGGGACGUAAUUCGCGCAAGAACUAUCACCAUAUGCAUCAGGAGGGCGUUGGUGGAAUGGUACGCAAUCCACCGGUACCGGACAUACAACCCCCGAGACCGAUCGGCUGGAGCGUCGAUGGACACUCGAACAGUCACCCGAUUGGACCGCCACCGGCCUAUCCGGGGAUGGGACAUCAUGCCGUACCGUCCGGUGGUGCACCUCCAGCCUACUCACAUUCGAAGAUCAAUCCUCCCAGCUAUGCCGAAGCCGUAGGUCAUCCGCACUCGUAUGCAGCGGCAGCACCACUCGUCGCUCCACGACACUACGAUUACAACCACAACAGUGCGCUGUACGGUGAUUCGAAUGCGAUCGGGUCUAGCUACGGAUCGAGCUACGGAUAUCACCACCGAGGAUCGAGUCCCUUCAGCAUGGGCAGUAUCCUAACGGGAGCUGCCCUCUGGCACGUAGCCCACGGAAUUGGACACCAUCAUCAUCACCACCACCAUCACGGCACUGGAGAGCAUGGAAUUAACUCGGAGGAACAUUUCUACCACCAUAACCAUCACAGCCAUCACGGGGAGGGUGAAACGAGUACGCUCCCGCCGGAGGUGGAGAACCCGCACAUCCAGGUGAACGCCAACUUUGACUUUGGACCAUCGCCGAACCCACAGGAAGCACAGCCCCAGCCCGACAGCACAACGAACGAACCGAGCGAACAGGCGAGCACGCAAACGUGA